GCCUCAGAAGAGCACACAGAGGGACUUUCGACUCUCCUUUGUGAGCGACCACCUCCUACUCCUCCACUCAGCUCUACUGAAACUUUCUCGCUUCUCCACCAAACAUGACAUCCAGACAAGUCAGGCAGUCCUUCUCCACCCAGUCGGCCUAUUCCAUACCACCCAGGGGGGGAAGCGUAAUUAGCAGUACACGCCGCACUGUUGUCGGCUCUGGGUUCGGCUCUGGAUUCGGCUCUACUGGUGGUGGUGGUGGUGGUGGCAGCUACGCCAGCUUCAGCAGCAGCAGCCUCAGUGGAGGUGCUGGAGGAAGGGGUGCAGGCUAUGGGUUCAGCAGCGGUGGGGGUUUUGGUGGCGGCGCAAGCGGCUUCGGUGGUGGCUUCGGUGGUGGCUUCGGUGGUGGUGCAGCUGGCGGUGGCUUCGGUGGUGGUGCAGGCAGCUUCAUGAUGGGUGGCUUCGGUGCUGGCGGAGGCAUCCCACCUACUAUCUCUGCUGUGACAGUCAACCAGAGCCUGCUGCAGCCACUCAACCUGGAGAUCGACCCCAACAUCCAGGUCGUCCGCACCCAGGAGAAGGAGCAGAUCAAGACCCUCAACAACCGCUUCGCUUCUUUCAUCGAUAAGGUGCGCUUCCUGGAGCAGCAGAACAAAAUGCUGGAGACCAAGUGGAGCCUCCUGCAGGAACAGACCACCACCCGCUCCAACAUCGACGCCAUGUUCGAGGCCUACAUCGCCAACCUGCGCAGACAGCUGGAUGGCCUGGGCAAUGAGAAGGUCAAGCUGGAGGGGGAACUGAAGAACAUGCAGGUUCUUGUUGAGGACUUCAAGAAGAAGUAUGAGGACGAGAUCAACAAGCGUGCCGCUGCAGAGAACGAAUUUGUCCUCCUGAAAAAGGAUGUUGAUGCAGCCUACAUGAACAAGAUUGAGCUUGAGGCCAAGGUUGAUGCUCUUCAGGAUGAAAUCAACUUCCUCAGGGCUGUUUAUGAGGCUGAGCUGCGUGAGCUGCAGUCUCAGGUCAAGGACACAUCAGUCGUUGUGGAGAUGGACAACAGCAGGAACCUGGACAUGGAUUCCAUUGUGGCUGAAGUCCGCGCUCAGUACGAGGAUAUCGCCAAAAAGAGCAGGGAAGAGGCUGAGGGCUGGUACAAACAGAAGUUUGAGGAGUUGCAGUCCUCUGCUGGUAAUUAUGGUGAGGACUUGCGCUCUACCAAGGCUGAGAUCGCUGAGCUGAACAGAAUGAUCUCCCGUCUCCAGAACGAGAUUGAGGCUGUCAAGGGACAGCGUUCCAACCUAGAAUCCCAGAUUGCCGAGGCAGAGGAGCGUGGCGAGCUGGCUGUUAAGGAUGCCAAGCUCCGCAUCAAGGAACUGGAAGAGGCUCUCCAGAGAGCUAAGCAGGACAUGGCAAGGCAGGUGCGCGAGUACCAGGAGCUCAUGAACGUCAAGCUGGCUCUGGACAUCGAGAUCGCCACCUACAGAAAGCUCCUGGAAGGAGAGGAACACAGAAUCAGUCAAGGUCCAGCCCAGGCCACCAUCCACGUGCAGCAGUCCACCUCAAGCAGUGGUGGAUUUGGCUCUAGCUCAGGAUUCGGCUAUGGAGGCGGAUCAAGCGGAUUCGGAGGAGGAUUCGGUGGCGGCAUGGGCGGCGGCAUGGGCGGCGGCAUGGGCGGCGGCAUGGGCGGUGGCAUGGGCAUGGGCAUUGGAGGCGGCAUGGGCGGUGGCAUGGGCAGCAUGAGUGGUGGCUUUGGCGGUGGCUCAAGCAUCAGCAGAACCUCCGUGUCCAGCGUCAGCCAAAGGCGUUAUUAAGCAUAACCUUCCCAACCUUUUUCUCCUGCAUCUUCAUCAACAUGUCAUCGACAGAGAUAAAAUGUUAAAAUCUUAGCGACUAGCCCAAUUCGCAUCAUCCAACCAUUUUCUUUUUUUUUUUUUAACUAGAUAAAUAGAUUAGGAAGAGAUUUUACUAGGUAGUUGAGACAAAAGAAAACCAAGAGGAAUGUAAAGGGCAAUGCUUGAUUCUGUUUCACCCUGCUGAAAGUUUCUUAUUUUCUGCACUGAUAUGUUCUGGGAAAAAAUCCAGACUUAAUAGGUAUAAAGAUUUAAAAGACCAAAGCUGUGCGUUAAAACUAAAGCCACUGGAGCUAAACGUAGAACAGGGAGGUGAGUGUUAAUGCAGAAGAUGUUUCAUCGUGAGAGAAGUUUCCACCCACAACAGAUCUGUUUCCAGUGAUAAACAAUAUCACUGUAUUUUAUAAAAGAUGGACGGGUGAGCUAACACUGUGAGGAGACCUGUUGUGGUGGAAACCACAUCACACAUGGGUUCCUGUGAUGAUACUCUCCACAACUCCUGCUUUUUCACUUGCUAAUUUGGCAGCUGUUUGCUAACUCACCAUCCUGACCAACUAAACAAGCUUGUGUCCUCCUCAUAGGCUCGACUUUGCUUCUAGAGUACAAUUGAGGAUUACAAUCCCUCGUUCUCAGGCUGUCCCAGAUCUGUUUUCAUCUUUUCUUCUCAGACAAAAAAAUGCAAACAAACGCAGACGAUAGGACCAGGUUUAUUGUGUGUGAAAUGAGCUUGUGACAUCAUCAAAACCUGAACUCAAUAAAUCUGAGAACUAUA
Molecule: messenger RNA, 2610 nt
Organism: Clarias gariepinus (North African catfish)
Lineage: Eukaryota; Metazoa; Chordata; Actinopteri; Siluriformes; Clariidae
Product: keratin, type II cytoskeletal 8-like
Exons: 9
Coding region: 105-1799 (564 amino acids)
Biological process (GO): intermediate filament organization; keratinization
Cellular component (GO): keratin filament
Molecular function (GO): structural constituent of skin epidermis
Source: RefSeq, a predicted model, not a curated record